Messenger RNA from Cyanistes caeruleus (blue tit), 3356 nucleotides. RefSeq names its product cyclic nucleotide gated channel subunit alpha 2 (gene CNGA2). Gene Ontology annotation, biological process: monoatomic cation transmembrane transport. Gene Ontology annotation, cellular component: plasma membrane; intracellular cyclic nucleotide activated cation channel complex. Lineage: Eukaryota; Metazoa; Chordata; Aves; Passeriformes; Paridae. The record is from RefSeq and is a predicted model, not a curated record. Gene Ontology annotation, molecular function: protein-containing complex binding; intracellularly cAMP-activated cation channel activity; intracellularly cGMP-activated cation channel activity.
AUGACUCUGAAGCUUUUGCUUUGUCCUUGCUCUGUUAACAACUCCUGUGUCUGUCUCCCUGGCCUGUCCAGGAUAGUCCAGCUGGUGCUGGUGCUCAGGAGCUGGGCCAACAAGAGCCUGCAGGAGGAGCAGCAGAGGCCAGACCCCUUCCUGGAGCGUUUUCAAGGCCCCGAGCUCCUGACAGUGGCUGCAGGUGCUGGCGAUGAACUUGAGGAUGAGGAGGAUGAGAAGGUUAACAAAAGGAGGAAAUGGCAGUUCUUUGUGGUGGACCCUGCGGGGGACAGGUAUUACCACUGGCUGGCUGUGAUUGCAGUUCCUGUCCUCUAUAACUGGUGCUUGCUCGUAGCCAGGGCUUGCUUCACUGACCUGCAAAAGACCUAUUUUGUGCUGUGGCUGGUGUUGGAUUACAUCUCAGAUGCUCUCUACCUCGGGGACACAGUGAUCCGCCUGCACACAGGAUUCUUGGAACAGGGCCUCCUCGUUAAGGACCUGAAGAAGUUACGGGAUAACUACAUCCACACGCUCCAGUUCAAGCUGGAUGUUCUCUCCACCCUGCCCACAGACCUGGCCUAUUUUUUGGUGGGAUUGCACUGCCCCGAGCUGCGUUUUAACAGGCUGCUGCGCUUCUCCCGCAUGUUUGAGUUCUUCGAUAGGACCGAGACCAGAACCAGCCACCCCAACAUCUUCCGCAUCAGCAACUUGGUUCUUUACAUCCUGAUUAUCAUCCACUGGAAUGCCUGCAUUUACUAUGCCAUCUCCAAGGCCAUAGGCUUCGGGGAGGACAGCUGGGUCUAUCCCAAUGUCACAGACCCUGAGUACGGCUCUCUGACCCGGGAGUACAUCUACUGCCUUUACUGGUCUACGCUGACUCUGACCACCAUCGGGGAGACGCCUCCCCCCGUGCGGGAUGAAGAGUACCUCUUUGUGAUCUUCGAUUUCCUCAUCGGCGUCCUCAUCUUCGCCACCAUCGUGGGGAACGUGGGCUCCAUGAUAUCCAACAUGAACGCCACCAGGGCGGAGUUCCAGGCCAAAGUCGAUUCCAUCAAGCACUACAUGCAGUUCCGCAAGGUGAGCAAAGACCUGGAAACCAAAGUCAUCAAGUGGUUCGACUACCUGUGGACCAACAAGAAGGCAGUAGACGAACGGGAGGUCCUCAAGAACCUCCCUGAUAAGUUGAGGGCAGAGAUUGCCAUCAACGUUCACCUGGAGACACUGAAGAAGGUGAGGAUUUUCCAGAACUGCGAGGCAGGGCUGCUGGUGGAGCUGGUGCUGAAGCUUCGCCCUCAGGUGUUCAGCCCGGGGGAUUAUGUGUGCCGCAAAGGGGACAUCGGGAAGGAGAUGUACAUCAUCAAGGAGGGCAAGCUGGCCGUGGUGGCGGAUGAUGGGAUGACACAGUACGCUUUGCUCACUGCAGGGGGCUGCUUUGGUGAGAUCAGCAUCCUCAACAUCAAAGGGAGCAAAAUGGGCAACAGGCGCACAGCCAACAUCCGCAGCUUGGGCUACUCUGAUCUCUUCUGCCUGUCAAAGGAAGAUCUCAUGGAAGCAAUCACAGAGUACCCUGAUGCCAAAAGGAUCUUGGAGGAGCGUGGCAGGGAGAUCCUAAUCAAGGAAGGGCUGCUGGAUGAGUCAGCUGCAGAGGAAAGCACAGAAGGAAAGAGCGUGGAGGAGAGACUGGACAGGGUGGCCUCGAACCUGGACACGCUGCACACCCGCUUGGGCCGGCUCCUGACUGAGUACAACGAUGCCCAGAUGAAGCUCAAGCAGCGCAUCACUGCUCUGGAGUCCAAGAUGAGGCAGGAGGAAGUGGAGGAUUUCUUCUCUGAUAGCUCAGACAGUCUGUUUGAGGAUGAGGAGAAAGCUUCACCUGGUGGGAUGCAGUGAGGGGGAACAGAGUCAGCUGGAUGAUGUCUGACCUUGUGCUGAGGCAGUGUUUGCUGUUUCACAAGGCAGACCCUGUGGCUGCCUUGCCAGGUCCUUGGUGCUGCUGCUGGCACUGCCUUGAUGGCAGCCCCUGAGGUGGCUCCAAAUCAGGGGAUUGCCCUGGCUCCUCCUCUGACCUGUCACUUGUUUCAUUGCCUUUUGGGCCAGCCUUUGUAACUCACUUCAGGUAAUCAGUCCACACUGAGUGUCUGCAAAGACUGCCCAGUCUGCACCCAGAAACUCUUUACUCACAGUCCCCAAACUCAGCUAGAACAGGCCAAACUGUGCUUCUGGCAUCUGCAAAGGGAGAGGCUUGUCUGGGUCACUGUCACUGCCCUGAUCCCCACCCUUGCUGAGGCUGGGCACUGAGCUGCCAGGGUCUGCAUCCUCUGCCUCCUGCCUGCCUCUCUCUUCUGUUAUUUGGUGCUGUCAGGGGACACCUGGUGCAGGUGCUUUGGUGCCUUGAGCCCUGCACCCUCCUGGGAACAGCAUUCCCAAGGCUGUGGAAGCAGUGUGAUCCCCAUCUGGGUUGUGGAUGUCUUGGGUGACAAGGGCUGUGCAGGGCUGGCAGUGCUACAAAUCAGACAGAGAGAGUCUCUCUCCUCCAUCCAACGACAGCCAGAUGUGCCAGGAGAGGUUUGACUGGAAUGACGUUUCUAAGGAACAAAGCCAUGGUGGGAGCCAGCUGUGCCCGUAUUUGCUCUGCUGUGGGUAGCUCAGAGAGAGUGCAGAACACAUUUAUUUUCUUGGGCAGAGCGUUUUCUUGUACCCAGUGGGAGUUUUGGGGGUUUGCAGGCUGCAGAGGCCCCUGCCUUCUGGAGGAGAGAUGAGUGGCACAGCCACAGGGACAUGUGUGAGGGUGCAAACGUGGCCCCACUGCGAGUGCCAGCAAAGCUCUGCCAGUCUGUGCUGCAGCCCUGGUGGCUCCACGGUGUGAGCAGCUUGGUGGAGAGGGGAACAGUGCAGGAACAGCCCCCAAACCCCUGCAAGCAGCAGCAGUGCAAGCAGCAGUGUCACCCAUGCCUUGGGGUACAGGGCAGGUGCUGGGACUGGAGGAGGACUCCUCAUUUCUUGGUUCUGGGCCUGUGACCCCAGUGCACCUGUGAGGUGUUGGGCUGGUACCAAGCAGGAGAGUAUUUGGUGGAGGACGAAAUUCAUGUUCUCUGUCAACCUGAGCCAAGAGUUUGGCUGAAAUGAUGGGGGGAAAACAUUGGGAAAUAUCAACCCAGAAGGGUUCAUAGUGGAAAACUGAGGAUAUUGCCUUUGUUCUUUCUUUCUUUCCAAUCUAAAACUGCCUCUGCAUUUCAUAUGAAUGUUUUCCAUUCAAAAAUAAAGGCCUUGUUUUUGGGAUUGUGGGGGUAGGAGCGGUUACAUUACCAAAAUUAGUUGUUGGGGUAAGAAUAAAAGAUUUUUUGUCAUCUCUGAAUUAAACUGUA